ACUACACUACGUGUAGUGCAAAGUUUAUAGUACGUCACACGAAUGUGAAUAAGAUGGCUUUUUUCAAACGAAAGCUUUUUAAAAAAGUUCCAAAACAUGAAGUGCUACAGGAUCUGCCCGCAUCUGCUGAACCAUGGAGAAGUUAUAAUGACUUAAACGAUGGAUGGAAAGAAAAUUAUUAUCUGACACUGCUUUCAAAGAUUGGGGAAAAAACGACCAAAGUAUUGAAUAAACCUGACGUCUCUUCUGAUACAGUAAAUAUCAUGUUGCUUGGCUAUGUUCAAAGCGGAAAGUCAUCAACCAUCAACUCAUUUUAUAGCAUACUUGACAAGGAAAUUUGUAAACGGGCAAAAUCAGGGGAGAGCACUACAUCGUUUACACAGAAGUAUACGUCAUACAAGUUGGAGGAUAAACUAGACAAAAUCGUUCUGUACGAUAUUAUGGGAAUUGAACUCGGUCCUAAUCAAGGUGUUCUCGUUAAAGACAUCCAGGGUUGCAUUGUUGGAGAUAUUAAACACGAUUAUAAAUUCAACCCAUGUGCUGAGCAUAAAAGUACCUCGGACAAAGAUCUUGAAAGAAAAGAAAUACACUGUGUUAUGUAUUGUGUUGAUGCAGAAUCAGUAGAUGAAGAUGUAAUACCUGGAUUUGAGACAAAAAUGCAAGAUAUAGAGUCCGAGUUGAGAGUAGCUUCACAGGACAGGAUAGUGCUUGUUACUAAAAUAGAUGCAGUUUGUCCUGAGACAAAAGCAGACAUCACUCAAAUAUUCCAAAGCACCAAAGUAAAAACGGUAGUCGAGAAAGCGGCGAGUGUUUUUCGAGUUCCUGUUAACCAAGUUUUUCCAAUCAAGAAUUACACAAACGAAAUGGAAACCGAUGGCAACAAAAAUAUACCAUUGCUACUAGCGCUUAAAAAGGCAGUUGACUUCGGCACUGAUUACCUCCGACAGAGGCUAGACGAAAAACAUCGGGUCUACAAGGGUGAUAAACAGGAGUCAACAUCAUAGAUCUUCCUCGAAUAGUGUUUAUUCGUUAUAGUGUGUAUUCAUGCUUUAAAAGACGAAAAACACAUUUUAUGUAAGCAAGAUUCAUCGUUUGAGAUAUUUAAAGUUCAUAUACUUUGCGACAUAUAUUCAUGUAAUCUUUUAUAUUUGCAUUAUAAUAUACAGUGUAAAUGUAUUGAUUUAUAAUUACUUAUAGAAUAAAAAUUGAAAAUUAAUAACGAUAAAUCAAUUAAAGCAUUACAAGCCGAACACACAUCAUGUAUUUAUGCAUUUUGCUGGUGCCAUGUGAGGAAACAUUGAGGCACAAUAGACACUAAAAGGCACAAACUUGCGAUAUUCGGAUUAAUAAACAGUCAAUAAUGAGGCUAACGCUCACUUUUCAAUUAUGUCAUUGUUACUGAUAUGUUAACACUCACGGAAACCAAUUCACAGUAAAAAUGUAUGAGGAAAAGAGUUUCACAUUAUAAAAUACUGUUAUCUGUCGAAUAAAUUACACUUGAUUUGAAUGCUACAGAUUAUUCUUAUUAUUAUGCCUGUAUUACAAUAUUUAUUGUAGAUAAAGUUAUUAUGCUUUUUAAUACA
Molecule: messenger RNA, 1583 nt
Organism: Ruditapes philippinarum (Manila clam)
Lineage: Eukaryota; Metazoa; Mollusca; Bivalvia; Venerida; Veneridae
Exons: 6
Coding region: 54-1004 (316 amino acids)
Molecular function (GO): GTP binding
Source: RefSeq, a predicted model, not a curated record